Molecule: messenger RNA, 994 nt
Organism: Racocetra fulgida
Lineage: Eukaryota; Fungi; Glomeromycota; Glomeromycetes; Diversisporales; Gigasporaceae
Source: the annotation of a GenBank genome assembly
AUGCAACCUCUAUCACCUUGUGCUGUAGUGAUUACUGGUCAUUUAGGAUUUGGUGGAUUAAAACCAAAGUCCGAUAAACCUUCUUUUAAUAACUCAUCUCCCUCAACUGCUUCUUCUCAUCAAAAAUCUUCUAGAAUUGUUCAAUCACUUUUAUCCUCUGUUUUACAAUUGGCUUCAAAAGUUUUAACUCCAAAUAACACAACCAAUACAAAUACUUUGGUUACUGUAUUACCUAACGGAAAAACCGCAACUGCUGCUGUAACUACAACAGUUGCUAGUACGACCGAAUCCCCAACUUCUUCUCAUUCUACUACAUCACAUUAUUCUACUGCCGUAUCAAUAUUAACACCUACAAACACUACUACUACAAUUCAUUAUUAUAAAUCAAAAUCAUUACCAUAUCCAAGAAAUGGUAUUAUUAUGAAUACACAACCUGUAAAUUUAAGAAGGAAAGGAAUUCCUAUACCAUUAUAUAAUCAUUAUGGCAAUAAGGAUAAAUUAUAUAGACGAAGAUCAUGUCAUCGCCAUAGUCAUCAUGGUGAUGGAAAAAAUCAUAAUAAAAAGUUGGAUUUAGAACGGACAAAAGAUGAUGAUAUAUUAUUCGGGCCAAUAAACAAAAUUAAAAAAAUGGAUUUGAAUUCAAUCCUUGAAUCAAUAAAUUCUACAGAAGAUGAUGAUGAAAAAUUUUACGAAAAUUUAUAUGAGAUACUUGAAAAUGCCCAAAAGAAAUUUUAUCAAUUAUCUACGGCUUACAAUAUCCUGACGAAUGAAGCCGAACGCUCUCAAUACGACAGAUGGCGUACAGGAUCAAUCAAGAUUCCUUACAAGAUGUGGAAAGAAAUGGUUAUGAAACGGGGUCAUACUGUUCAUUGGACAACGCCACCAAAACAACCACUAAAAAUAACUGACUCUUUAGAUACAGAAACUUUUUCUAAUCAAGCUUAUAAUAAUAAUUCAUAUAUUCAACAUAAUACUUCUAAAUUUGGAAGUAAAA